AUGACAAACACCUCCUACAUUCCUGGCCGUCUGGACGACAAGGUCGCUCUCGUUACAGGGUCGGGCCGUGGCAUUGGAGCUGCAAUUGCCAUCCAUCUGGGUCGCCUCGGCGCCAAAGUUGUCGUCAACUACGCCAACUCCGCUGAACACGCCGAAAAUGUUGUCGCUGAAAUCAAGAACCAUGGCUCAGACGCCAUCGCCCUCAAGGCCGACGUGCGGGAUGUAUCGCAGACAAUCAAACUAUUUGACGCCGCGAUUGCACACUUCGGGCGUCUUGACAUCGCCGUGAGCAACUCGGGAGUCGUCAGUUUCGGACACUUGAAGGAAGUAACGGAAGAAGAAUUCGACCGCGUCUUCAGUCUCAACACGCGCGGGCAGUUCUUCGUGGCUCGCGAGGCAUACCGUGUGCUCGAGGAGGGUGGGCGUAUCAUCCUGACCUCCUCCAACACGUCCAAGGACUUUAGCGUUCCACGGCACUCGCUCUACUCGGCUUCGAAAGGCGCUAUCGACUCCUUUGUUCGCAUCCUGUCCAAGGACUGCGGCGACAAGAAGAUUACCGUCAACGGGGUCGCGCCUGGGGGCACUGUGACGGACAUGUUCCACGCCGUCUCGCACCACUAUAUCCCCGGGGGAGAGAAGUUCACGGCUGAGGAGCGUCAGAAUAUGGCGGCCCACGCAUCUCCAUUGCACCGCAAUGGAUUCCCCGAGGAUAUCGCCAAUGUCGUGGGAUUUCUGGCCAGCAAGGAAGGAGAGUGGGUGAAUGGCAAGGUCAUCACUCUGGAUGGCGGUGCAGCUUAA
This is a messenger RNA of Aspergillus puulaauensis, 798 nucleotides long. RefSeq lists its product as uncharacterized. The transcript has a single exon. Bases 1 to 798 code for a protein of 265 amino acids. Gene Ontology annotation, molecular function: oxidoreductase activity. Lineage: Eukaryota; Fungi; Ascomycota; Eurotiomycetes; Eurotiales; Aspergillaceae. The record is from RefSeq and is a predicted model, not a curated record.